Messenger RNA from Ustilago hordei, 3723 nucleotides. RefSeq lists its product as uncharacterized. NCBI's taxonomy places the organism in Eukaryota, Fungi, Basidiomycota, Ustilaginomycetes, Ustilaginales, Ustilaginaceae. The record is from RefSeq and is a predicted model, not a curated record. The transcript has a single exon. Gene Ontology annotation, molecular function: ATP binding; RNA helicase activity; RNA binding. Bases 1 to 3723 code for a protein of 1240 amino acids.
AUGUCGGUCUCGCCUUUCUUGCCAGGCAAUAGCAUCUGGUCUAACAACGCACCUUCGUCCCAGCAGGGUAGCUCUUCGCAGAAUGGACUAGGUGCUUCCUCCACCAGCGCUGGCAAUCAGAAUACCUUUGACGCUGGUCACUCCUUCACCACAUCAGAGCGCACUGAAGCAUCUCGCAUCGGCGCUCACCCUUUGCCAAACAAGCCUUCUGCGCCUGCUCGAAGCAACUCGGCCAUCUCGGCAAGGAGCACUGGGCCUGCUUCAGACGACGCAGUGCGUUCGGUAGACUCGGCCUUGUCUACUUCAGCAUUCCGACCUGGUCUGAUUGCAGGCGUCCGAAAUGGCGUCCGUGGCCAGAAGCAAACAGAGAUAAGCCGGUCCAACAGUCUUGCCGCCUCUGUUCAAAGCUUCCGUUCCGCCAGCUCGGGCUCACCACUUCCUGGCUACUCGCAGACUCUCAACACGCAUACCGGCAUUGGCAUGGCUCUUCACUCACCCUCUUUGCAAGAGAAUGGGCUGAACCUGCACGACCGAAGCCUCAAUACCAGUGGCGAAACAGAGUUCGGCACUCCACGCCUAUUCGUCGAUGCGCAGCACACUGCUGAUCAAAAUCAUCACACGGGCCCUGUGCAUCUCAACCGGACUCCUUCCACUUCCAGUCAAGGCAGAUCUCGACCUAAUUCCUGGAUGCACCCAGCAAGCCACGACAAGCCCUCAGACACGGCCCUAUCAAUGAACCGUGAUCAAAGCGACGCUGUCUUUCAACGACCUGCCAGCAGUCAGGGCAAUCACUCCGGCCUUACGCCCUCACAGAACGCCGCUGCCAAUGCUGCUUUCCACAGUGCAACACCCUCAAAACGCCUUUCUUCAGCACAGCUCGGUCCCGGUCCUCUCGAUGUCUCUAACAGCAGCGGCGCUUUCGACUCUUCAGAGCUACCCCAUUCUAGUCUUCUUAGCAACGCUGCUGGCAACCAAUCUUCAUCAGGACAGCAAUUCGGCUUGCUUGAACGGGGUAGUCGGGCAGACCGCAUGGCAGCAGCAGGGCGAGCUACUCCGACCCUGAUUGUUCCCAACUACAUGAACUUGUCCGGUGGCCUCCUUUCGCCUACUGCUGCUACUAAUGGGAGCGGCGGCCCCUCCGUCGUUCACUCACCCGUCGGCAGCCCACUAAGCGGAACUGGCUUCCACAACCCUCUGCCUCAUCGCUCUGUCUCGGCAGCACACAUCUUCGACAAGCAACCAAGCACCGCCGACGACAGCAUGAACGAGUCGCCCUUGAUCAAGGACAUGCUGGAAAGGCUGACUCGUGUCGAGAGUGGCAUGAAGGACUUCUCACGCCAAAUCUCAGGUAUAUCUCGUAACGUCUCGCUCCUGUUGGAACGAACAAAGGGCCUCCCUCCCGCGAGCCUAUCGAGCAAUGCCGGCAAUUCGUCCCAGAACACAGCUUCGACAGCAGCAGCCAGCGGCAACACGGCCGACGAAGUUCGUUCCCUCAACGCUCAAGUAAACGCCCUUGCCAACAGCGUGUCGCACCUGCUUACGUUGCAAGGAAACGGUCUAGGUGGUGCUGGCGUGGCUUCGACUCCCGCACUCAGCGGACUCGGACUCGGACCAACCAACGGCUUGCUUGGCACACCGCAGAUCGGAGGUCCCGGCGGCGGCCUCGAGCGUGCUACUUCUCCUCGUAUUGGAGGCAAUCCGAGUGGCCACUUCACUGCAGGUCCGAAUGGCUCCUUCCUCCCAUCCAACGCAAUGAGCCCGCGUCCUUCAGGCAAUGCUCGUGGCUGGAGUGGCUCGAAUGUGCGUGGACAUGAGCAAAGUGUAGACCGAAGAUGGAACUCUGCAGCACAGUCAGGAAGUGGUCGCAAAGACAACACAGCUGCUCAUGGGAUCUCAAUUGCUACAGGUAUCCCCUCUACUCCGAGUCUCGAAGAUGGCCCCGGUGGAUUCGCUGGACCCCUCGCGGGAACGGGCUUCACUCAGCCCAAUGCUAUCGUCUCCAAAUGGGAGCAUCUCAAUCUUCAUCCCGAUCUCUUGCGCUCCAUCCUCAAAUACGGUCUUGGUCCACCGAACAAGAUCCAGCAACGUGCUCUGCCGUUCCUCUUGCGAGGAAACGACAUUAUUGCUCAAGCUCCUCCGACACAGGAGCGAAUCGCAUCGUACGUGAUUCCGUCUUUGCAGCUGGUGUUGAACGUGCUCAACGAGACUGGCGGGCCUGGACAAACCGCUUCGAAUAGGGGUCCAAUUUCAUUGGUCGUCUCCACCACUGUGGAUCAAGCUACACAAGCACAGCGGAUGGCUUUGGGCCUAGGGGCACCUCUUGGCAUCCGCGUGCACAUGGUGGCAGCCAGUAGCAUUGAUGUCCACCAGGAAGCCCAAAACCUCGUUCAGGCAUGGCCGCACAUCGUCGUAGGCACUCCACAGAAGAUGAGCGAGCUCUUUACCUACAUGACGAACAAUGCUUCUUCGCUCCACAUGCACGGCACCGGGCCCGGAUCGACCGUCAUCAAGCCAAGCGAGGUCAGGCUGGUUGUCCUUGACGAAGUCGAUCAACUCAUUGCUCGCAACCUGGCCGACCACGUCAGCACCAUGCUUCGGGUGCUGCCUCUGCCCACGGCGCCUGCAGGCGCUGGCGCAAGGGCUGCUGGCGGUCUGAACCCUGGCCUGCCUCAAGGCACCAACAAUGCCAUCUUCUCGCCUUUUGAGCAGACGCACGACAGUCCUGGAGGGCCUGCCAGCGCUGCAGCGACCAUUGACCGUCAAGUAGCACUCUUCUCCAACACUGUUCCGCAGGAUGUGCUCAAUUUUGCACAGUCCAUCCACCUUCGCGAGUCCGUUCGUGUGCUCGUUCGUCGCGACGGCGCUGGAGGUGCCGGCAGCAGCAUCAUGCAGCCAAAUUCGAGUGGUGCUCAGAACAGUAGUGGACCUAAUGGUCAAGGCUCAGGAAUGCAAGCGAUGACAUCUCAGCGCGAUAUGUCGCAGCCCACAAACGCCCUCGGAGCCCACCCAGUGAACUCCAGCGUCAGCACUGCCAAAGAUCCUACUCUUGCUGCGCUCAAAGGUCUGCGUCAGUACUACCUCUACGUAGCCGUGACUUCCAACGGCGGAAUGGGCGCCGCAAGUCCUAUCCCUGGUCUCUCUCACAACUCAGCAGGCGAGAUGAAGCUGGACCUCAUCUCCGACUUGCUUGAAGACAUCGACUUUGGUCAAACAGUCAUCUACUGCGCCAACGUCGCAACGCAAGAAGCGCUCAUCUACAAGCUCUCUUCGAAGGGCAUUGAAGCUCUUGGCCUCAAUCGCGAGAUGAACUCGUACACUCGUCAGCAGACGCUUGCCAAGUUCCGUUCGCCUUCCUCGCAGUUCGGUACCAACAACAUGAUCAGCAGCGCUACUUUCGCUCAGCCUGGUGGGUUCGUAGGUGUCAACGGUGGUGGUCGUACGCGUAAAGCCCUUGUUGUUUGCGAAAUGUCUGUCCACCCAAAGGAGGUUCACCAAAUCCCACUCUUGGUGUUCUACGACAUGCCACGCUCGGUCGAGGACUACAAAGAUAAGAUCAGCUGUGCUGCGGCGGGCGCCAUGGCUAGACCGAGCGUCUGCGUCAAUGUCGUUACCGCGAGUGGUGGACCGAGGGGUGAUAUCGAGAUGUUGAGGACACUCGAGUGCCAUCUAGGUUGCAAAAUGGCCGAGCUGCCCAUGGACCCCAAGAACAUUCUUAACUUCUGA